AAAACUACCUAUAUCCACUAGUAGCCAAUCCAAUAUCAUGGCUACAAUUCUCUCUCCAUCAGCCCGCUUCUCUUCUUCCACCGCCACCCAAAGACCGCCGCAAAACCUGCCGCCAUUAAAAUCUCAACACCCAAUCUCAUCCCAAAAACCCCUCCUAGCCACCCUCACUGCUACCAUUGCAGCCACAACAAUAUUAACUGCCACUGCUCCUCCCCCUUCCCUCGCAGACCCAGCACAGGCCUACCGUCUCUACUACGGCACUGCAGCCAGCGCGGCUAACUACGGCGGUUACGGUGGAAACUCUGAUAAGAAAGCCUCAGCUGAGUACGUAUAUGAUGUUCCUGAAGGAUGGAAAGAGCGACUAGUGUCCAAAGUUGAGAAGGGUACAAAUGGAACCGAUAGUGAGUUCUACAAUCCUAAAAAGAGGACUGAGAAAGAGUACUUAACAUUUCUUGCAGGAUUCAGACAGCUAGCUCCAAAAGAUGUUGUGUUAAACAACUUGGCCCUGUCUGAUGUGGACUUGCAGGACUUGAUAUCUGGAGCAGAUAGUGUGAAAAGUGAAGAGAAGAAUGAUGACAAUGGGCAAUUGUAUUAUGUGUACGAGAUUGAUGGUGUUGGGAAACACAGCUUGAUUAAGGUUACUUGUGCUAAGAACAAGUUGUAUGCUCAUUUUGUUAAUGCACCAACUCCUGAGUGGAAUAAGGAUGAAGAGACCUUGAGGCAUCUUCAUGAGUCGUUUAAGACUGUUGGGUCCUUUUAAGGAGUGCUCUUUUUUAUUUUAUUUUUUUUGUUAAUAUGAGUUGAGGUUCUGCUUAACUGCUUGUCUUUAAUGCACUUGAUAUUCAUAUAUAUACAUAGAGAGAGAGAGAGAGAAGAGAGGAAGAUUUUCUGCACUAAUUAAAGCUUCUGUUUAGCCUUUUCUUU
Ricinus communis (castor bean) is the source of this 924-nucleotide messenger RNA. Its product is annotated as thylakoid lumenal 19 kDa protein, chloroplastic. The coding region runs from base 38 to 760 and encodes 240 amino acids. The transcript has a single exon. NCBI's taxonomy places the organism in Eukaryota, Viridiplantae, Streptophyta, Magnoliopsida, Malpighiales, Euphorbiaceae. The record is from RefSeq and is a predicted model, not a curated record.